CGGCUGCGGGGCCGGGGCGGCGUGUCCGCGCGCCGCACUCGCGUUGGCGAUGUGACCGGGGCGGCGAGGUCCCGUCCCGUGGUCCCGGCCUGGCCCGGCCCGCCCUGCCCCGGCCCGGCCCGGCCCGCGGACGCACCCCCAUGCCCGCUCACGGCCGCCCGCCGGUAGCGGCUGACGCCUGCGGGGCCCGGGGAGGCGAUGGCUGCGGAUCUGGUGGUGUUGCUCUGCCUGGCCGCCGCCGCGGCCGCUGUGGAAGAAACUUUGAUGGACACACGGACGGCGACAGCCGAGCUGGGCUGGACUGCCAACCCUCCUUCAGGGUGGGAAGAAGUCAGUGGCUACGACGAAAACCUCAACACCAUCCGUACGUACCAGGUGUGCAACGUCUUCGAGCCCAACCAGAACAACUGGCUCCUCACCACGUUCAUCAACCGGCGUGGAGCUCACCGCAUCUACACCGAGAUGCGCUUCACUGUGCGGGACUGCAGCAGCCUCCCCAAUGUCCCUGGCUCCUGCAAGGAGACCUUCAACCUCUACUACUACGAGACAGACUCUGUUAUUGCCACCAAGAGGUCCACCUUCUGGACAGAGGCACCCUACCUCAAAGUGGACACCAUUGCUGCUGACGAGAGCUUCUCCCAGGUGGACUUUGGUGGCAGGUUGAUGAAGGUGAACACCGAAGUGAGAAGUUUCGGGCCUCUGACCCGCAAUGGCUUUUACCUGGCUUUCCAGGACUAUGGGGCAUGUAUGUCUCUGCUGUCCGUCAGGGUCUUCUUCAAGAAGUGCCCCAGUGUGGUGCAGAACUUCGCCAUCUUCCCGGAGACGAUGACUGGAGCGGAGAGCACCUCUCUAGUGACUGCCCGCGGCACCUGCAUCCCCAAUGCCGAGGAGGUGGACGUGCCCAUCAAACUGUACUGCAACGGGGACGGGGAGUGGAUGGUCCCCAUUGGCCGCUGUACGUGCAAGGCUGGUUAUGAGCCAGAGAACAAUGUGGCCUGCAAAGCCUGCCCAGUGGGGACAUUCAAGGCCAGCCAAGGCACCGGUGUCUGCAUGCCAUGCCCCUCCAACAGCCGCUCCACCGCCGAGGCCUCGCCGAUCUGCACGUGCCGCAACGGCUACUACCGGGCGGAUUUCGACCUGCCGGCAGCUGCCUGCACCAGUGUCCCAUCUGGCCCCCGCAACGUCAUCUCCAUCGUCAAUGAGACUUCCAUCAUCCUGGAGUGGCACCCACCGCGAGAGACGGGGGGGCGGGAUGAUGUCACCUACAACAUAGUCUGCAAGAAGUGCCGCUCAGACCGGCGUGCCUGCUCCCGCUGCGACGACAACGUGGACUUUGUCCCCCGGCAGCUGGGACUGACGGAGACCCGAGUCUUCAUCAGCAAGCUGUGGGCGCACACACCCUACACCUUUGAGAUCCAGGCUGUCAACGGGGUUUCCAACAAGAGCCCCUUCCCACCGCAGCACAUCUCCGUCAACAUCACCACCAACCAAGCUGCACCCUCCACUGUCCCCAUCAUGCACCAGGUGAGUGCCACGAUGAGGAGCAUCACACUCUCCUGGCCUCAGCCUGAGCAGCCCAAUGGCAUCAUCCUGGACUAUGAGAUCCGCUACUAUGAGAAGGUGAGCCGCAUCUGCACGCCUGAUGUCGGCAGCACCGUAGGCUCCAGAUCGGCAGCGGAUCACAAUGAGUACAACUCCUCCAUGGCCCGCAGCCAGACCAACACGGCCAGGAUCGAGGGGCUGCGGCCCGGCAUGGUCUAUGUGGUGCAGGUGCGAGCCCGCACUGUGGCCGGCUACGGCAAGUACAGUGGGAAGAUGUGCUUCCAGACGUUGACGGACGAUGACUACAAGUCAGAGCUGAGAGAGCAGCUGCCUCUGAUCGCAGGGUCUGCAGCAGCUGGGGUGGUCUUCGUUGUCUCAUUGGUGGCCAUUUCCAUCGUCUGCAGCAGGAAGCGUGCGUACAGCAAGGAGGCCGUGUACAGCGAUAAACUACAGCACUACAGCACCGGGCGAGGGUCUCCAGGCAUGAAGAUCUACAUCGACCCCUUCACUUACGAGGAUCCCAACGAGGCGGUCCGAGAGUUUGCCAAGGAGAUCGAUGUGUCCUUUGUGAAGAUUGAAGAGGUCAUUGGAGCAGGGGAGUUUGGAGAAGUGUAUAAAGGACGCCUGAAGUUGCCUGGCAAGCGGGAGAUCUACGUGGCCAUCAAAACGCUCAAAGCCGGCUACUCUGAGAAGCAACGCCGGGAUUUCCUGAGCGAGGCCAGCAUCAUGGGGCAGUUUGACCAUCCCAACAUAAUUCGAUUAGAAGGAGUGGUGACCAAAAGCCGGCCAGUCAUGAUCAUCACAGAGUUCAUGGAGAACGGAGCCCUGGACUCGUUCCUGAGGCAAAAUGAUGGGCAGUUCACGGUGAUCCAGCUGGUGGGGAUGCUUAGAGGAAUUGCUGCUGGGAUGAAGUACCUCGCAGAGAUGAAUUAUGUGCACCGAGAUCUGGCUGCAAGGAACAUCCUGGUCAACAGCAACCUAGUGUGCAAGGUGUCGGACUUUGGCCUCUCGCGCUACUUGCAGGACGAUACAUCUGACCCCACCUACACCAGCUCCUUGGGUGGGAAGAUCCCUGUGAGGUGGACAGCGCCGGAGGCUAUCGCUUACCGCAAGUUCACCUCGGCCAGUGACGUCUGGAGCUAUGGCAUCGUCAUGUGGGAGGUGAUGUCGUUCGGGGAGAGGCCCUACUGGGACAUGUCCAACCAAGAUGUCAUCAACGCCAUUGAGCAGGACUACCGGCUCCCGCCACCCAUGGACUGUCCCGCUGCUCUUCACCAGCUGAUGCUGGACUGCUGGCAGAAGGACCGCAACACCCGCCCGCGCUUCACCGAGAUCGUCAACACCCUCGAUAAAAUGAUCCGCAACCCGGCAAGCCUCAAAACUGUGGCUACCAUCACCGCUGUGCCUUCUCAGCCCCUCCUCGACCGCUCCAUCCCUGACUUCACUGCCUUUACCUCAGUAGAUGACUGGCUGAGCGCUGUGAAGAUGAGCCAGUACAGGGACAGCUUCCUGACCGCUGGCUUCACCUCCCUGCAGCUCGUUGCCCAGAUGACGUCUGAAGACCUCCUGAGAAUAGGGGUGACUUUGGCUGGGCACCAGAAGAAGAUCCUGAACAGCGUCCAGUCCAUGCGAGUACAGAUGAGUCAGUCUCCGACCUCGAUGGCAUGACGUCCCUCGUUUGAUGGGGAGGGGACGGGCAGGGCACGCAGCGAGGGGCAGAGGUGGGAGGGGAGGAACUGAUGGGUGCUGCGGGGCAGCAUUUGGAGAGGAGCCGCCCCUGCCUGGGACUGUGACCACAGACAAAGGAUGUUCCUGGAAGUCGUCUCUAACUGGUGACUUCCGUUCCUCACCCACAGAAGCACACUUACCGAUGUCAUGGGGAACAGCCUAUAAAUACAUAUAAAUAUGUACAAAUCAUAUAUUUAAAAAAACAAAACAAAAAAAGACAAAGACGACAAACAAUGAAGACAAACCAAUGUGCGUUGGGGAAGCAAACCCAAACCCAAGAGACCAGACUCCAAUCUCACUGCUGGUGAGCAGUGAUCGAAACUGAGAAGGAGAAAGGGGCUGUUGGGGAAGGGAGAGGCACAAGGUGCAUGAGGUGGAGCAUCCCGUCUGGAGAAACUGCCUUCCUUUUCUUUUCUUCUUUCGCCCUCCCUCCCUGCCCUGGCCCUCCCUGCUCUCCCCGCUCCCCUCUCUGCUCACAGACCGGGUGGAAGUGUCCUCAGACGUCUCCGCAGCUCCUGCUGUCGGGCCCAGGGGCCGCUCCGGCAAUGACCAAAGGACUUCGCUGACCACUGCAUGGGGGAUCCGACCCAAUCCAGUUAAUGUCUUCAUAUUGAAGAAGAGAUGUACCUUCAAUAGAAAACCUUGGGUUUAGUUUUUUUUUUUCUCUUUUGCUUGCAUUUUUUUUUUUUUUGCAAAAAGGAAAAAAAAAAGGGAUUAAAAAAAAUAAUAAUAAUCCAUCCUGGAAAUGGAAGGAGGUGUUCCCAUGUGUGUGUGCGCUCGUGCGCGUCUGUACCUUGUCAACUCACCGUGGGCUCACUGCUUGUCCCUCACUGAAGAUCCCUGCUGACCCUGCGGCCAGCAGCCGGCCGGCUCCUGCCUCCGGGGGCCCAGCGGCCCGGGGUUUGCGCCCAAAGCCCCCGGGACCGGGAGGUCGCAGGGAACCACGCGGCGGCGAAGCAAGCGCUCAGCAUCCCACAAGCAGGGAGGAGGACGCGAGGGCUGCCCUGCACUGCAGGGAUGGGACAGGAGCAGAGGAGCUGCCAUGUGGUUGUGCCUGGGUUGGUGACUGCUGGAGAAUGAGAGGUGCUCUGGGCAAUGGACUGCUGAGGCCUCCCGAGCCCUGGCGAGGCGCAGAAGAUGGCUAUGGAGGACUUUUUUUCCCUCAUCUUGUGGACCUAAGGAUUUUGAUAUUGAAUUACAGACUUAGCUUUCCUGGCUUCAGAGGUAGGUCUGUUUGUCUCAUGUGCGUCUCGUCCAUCCGUCUUUCUCUGUAUUUUCCUGCUGGCUUCCUUAAAGCCUCUCCCAGUGACUGUUUCCCCAUGUUUAAUUUGAUUUUUAUUUUUCUGCUCCACCGUUGGCCUCCUUUGCAAAUUGAUCUCAUUAAAAUUAGCAGACACGUGUCAGUAUUUACACAGAUAUUGUGGAACUGGGCACUCUAACUUCCCUCUGUGGAUCGCGCCGAGAGUGUAUAAAAUGAAUGAACUCUUAAUAAGGCUUUUACUUAGAGGGUUGUGUGAGCUGUAACGAUCUGUCACUGCGCUGUUGCUGGCACCAAGCAGCACCCAUAUGGCAAGGAGAGCGGUGGUGUGGGCAAGCUGCUUAGCCAUGCCUCAAGGACUGCCGGGCCCAGCCGUGAUGUGGUGGUGCGGUGGCUCCUACGUGCACGAGAAACCCUCGGUGCCACUCAUGCAUCCAUCUCUGCCGUGGGGAUUCCUUGUGUACGUCUCUGUGCCGUGGGGAUCCCUCAUGUCUGCCUGCGCUGUGUGUUUGCCCCCUGUCAGUCCUCACCAUGGGGAUGCCCACAUCCAUCUGCGCUGUGGGUUUGUUCCGGGUCCAUCUGCAUCAUGGUGUGACCCCACUUCCAUCCAUGCCACGGAGAUCAUAGAAUCAUAGAAUGUGCUGGGUUGGAAGGGAGCAUUACAGGUCAUUGAGUCCAGCCUGCCUGCAGCAGCAGGGACAUCUUUAGCCAGAUCAAGUUGCUCAGAGGCCAUCCAGCCUGGCCUGCAAUGUUCCCAAGGAUAGGACCUCCACCACUUCUCUGUACAACUUGUGCCAGUGACUCUCCACCCUCUCCAGAUUUGCUUGCUGCCACCAAACCCGAGGGGACAAGCCCUUCCUCCGUCCCUGUGUCUUUGGUGUGAGCGUUGUCCCCUGUGCUGAGGCCAUUGGGGUGCUCUCUGAAGAGGGGGACCCCGGUGCUCGGUUUGGAGGCUGACGGCUGGCACCACCAGCAGAUGAAGGACCGUGCUGAUGGGGGAGCUCCUUACACCUCCGAUUUAAUUUCUUUAAUUGUCUAAGGAAGAGGCCUCGCCACUGCACCAAAGAACAGGAGCUAACAAGACGCAGGAAUCAGCUUGCUUCGAAUCACUGAACUCCCCCCAGAGAAAGAGGCAGAGAAAAACACCCCUUGUUUACAACAGCAGGGACGGCUCACCGUCCUGUCUGAUAAACGAUCACUAAUACCUCUCGGGAUCAUCACGGCCCAAAUCUGUAUUCCAGGAUGUUGUCAUAGUGCAUCCAACAUGCAGAUGGACUGGGUGCCGUGCAUGCUAACGUGCCGCCUCACCGCAUUGAUAUUCGCUGCUGGUGAAGGAUCCUUGGUGGGUUUUUUUAUGAUUUCUCUUUUAUUAGAAGGAAGCUAAAGGCAUUUAAAGAAACAAAUGACAGCAACACGGGCUAAAUAUCAAAACUCCACCUUUACGACUCCCCUGCUGUGUUUCGCAUGGCCGCACAAGCACUUGCGAGGCAGCUGGGGCUACAGGGACGAUGCGACAGCACCACAGCCCUUUGCUUCGUAUUGGAGGUUUAAUAUUGGAAUUGAGUCCUGCCCAUCCAAACUCAGCAGACUCAAGGACCCAUGUGUGGAUAAACUGGCUCUCCAGGUGCUUGGGUGCUUUCAGAGAUGCCGAGUCCUGCGUCUGAACCACCUUGGUUUGAUUUCCCGGAGUGGAUGAUGCUCAUCACCUUUCCUGCCUUCAACUUGUCCUUGCUGCCAAACACUCAUGGACAAAGCGCUGCUGCUUCCCGGCGCGUGGCUUCUGGCCAGGGAGAGGUUUGUGCUGUGGGCAUCAGUGUGGGGAGGAAACAGACCUGGGCCCCAAGGCUGCCACCGAUGGAAGGGGAGAGCAUCUGCAUGGCUCAGGGGACAGGAGGGGCCAUCCUGACCGCUUAAGAUUUGUGAGAUGCCUUCUGAACCCUCAUUACACCCUGACCACGGCCAACUCAGCCCAGCGCUCACCUGCUCUUCCUUUUGGCUGGAAAGCAAGGAAAAUGGAGCUGUGCUGCAAGUUGAGGGCUGCCCUGGUGCUCUGUGGGCUGGGUGAGGCUGCUGACAGCAUUGUCCCUGGAGGAAAGCCCACCCCUUCCACCCCACCUCUGCACUAAGCAGCAACGCCUGGGUGCGGCUGCUCACCCAGAUCGCCUUCGAGCAAGCCCACCUCACACUUGCCCCGAUCCCAUUGUCUCAUGGAAAUGUUUUGGAGUUCUUAGUUGCUUCUCUACAUUUCUACAACUCCAAAACCUCAGUCCUUUUGUGUCUUUUUUAGGGUUGUUUCUUGCAUGUGAGUAGGCUUUGUCUUUUUUGCAUGUUGCGUUACAUCAAAAAGGGGACUUUUUGCUACAAGAAUCGUGCUCCAAGCUUGGUGCAAGGUCUUGGUGUGAGAAUCGGUGGGCAGGAUUCAUGUCUCGAGAGGGUUUUGCCGACGUGCUUCAAACCACUCUCUCUCUUCUGCAUCCUCCAGUGCCAGCCUUGCUGUGUUGCUUCCCUCAUGCCCCCAAAACAAUCCCUCUCAGCAAUCCAGCUGCUCCAUUCCCUGGGCUUUGCCGUGUCUUUUGUACAGCCCUGUCCCUGUUAGGCUGUGCCACAUGCGGUGGAGGAGGCAGCCGCUUUCUCAAUAGCAGUAAUUAAAAUGGGACGUCGUGCCGCUGCAAACGAAGGUGAGCUCAGCCACUCACACAUCCAGGGCAAGAGCGAGCUUUUGAACGUGAAAGAGGAACGGGUAUUAACAGCAUUAUUAUGUGACUCUUUCUAGAGAAAAAAGGAGUGUAUUUUAUGCCAUUUAAUGACCUUCAAAUUAACAGUUCUUUGAAAGCACUUAUGUAUAUUUAAUUUUAAAUGUUGCUGCGAGUCAGAGCGGGGCUUGUGAUGAAAACAGCAGGCAGCCAGUUUUUAAAUAAGAACAAGCUCAGACCAUUAUUUCUGAGCCUGUGUCAGCCUUUGGUGCCUGCAAUACUCCUUUCCCAAGGAGGCAACAGGGCUGUUGUUCCUCCAUCCCCCUUCCCUCCUCCUCCAUCUCUGCUCCAGGAGCUCCCCGAGCUCAAGCCUGAGUUCUGUGGGAUCUCCUCUUCUGCUGUCUGCUCCUCCAUGGGGUGAUGGCAUCUUCUUGAUGAGCUGGCAUGGAAGAUGCUGCUCCGAGGUGUUUGGGUCAGAGGGAGGGAAAGGUUGUUUUAGAGUUGGAUUGCAGAGGUCCCAUCAGUAAAGGUGCCAGCUAAGGACAUCCCCAGGGGAGCCAAAGGAGCAUUGCAGUUGGCCCCUGCCAUCCCCUAUGAAGGUUAUUCUGCACUGACUCACCACCAAUGCCGUUGUUCUGUGAUGGGGACAGACACAUUUGCAUUCGUUAGGGUCCGAAUUAAAGCUUUUGCUUCUGAUCCAUGAAAGCCGCCAAUAUAUCUGAGCCACUCUAUGUUCACUUGGAAAUCGUUACUCUUAAGCAUUGAAUUUGACUUUUAAAAAAAGGAAUCAAUGGGUUUCUAAGACAAGGAAUGGAUUUACAGACCCUGCGGUGAAUUUUCAAGCUCUCAGAAGUGUGCCAUAGCUCCAACGUCACCCGUCCUCGUUAAACUGCAGGUGGGAACGCAGGUGCUUGGGGCCAGGGUUUCUCAUCCAGCUUAUGCCCUCAUCCAGGUGCCAUGUGUCUCCUGCUCCCGUAAUGUCCCCACUGCGCAAGGAGCUGCAAGGGGUUAAUUAACACCCAUGUCAUCAUCUGCUUUGGUGCCCCUUCUGUGAACGAUACUGCCAGGGUGGAUACUGAUCUAAUUAUGGUGUGGUGCCUUCCAGGUUGUUUUCAAGAACCUUGAAGAAGACCUUCUCUGGCAAUUCUCAGGGAGACUCCUCUUGAUUUCAGAAAAGCCAGAAACUUCCUCACCAACAGGACUCCCAUGGCGAGUUGUUUCACCAUUGCUUUGGUUUCAGUUCAUAUUUUUCAUGGAAAGGUUCAGUUUGGAAGGAACCUUUAAAGAUCAUCUAGCUCAACCCCUUGUCAUGGGGGAGUGGCUGCGCCUGUCCCAGCUGAGCUCAGCCUCCUCCACAGCCUGUCUCUGGGAGGUACAAGAGCUGCUGUCUUGUUGUGCUCUCCCAUUUUUUAUGCCCUCAGGUUUUGUCUCUACAUUUGCAUCGCUGGGGAGGUCUGCUCGCUCCUGUCCAUCUUUCAUUGGAUCCUGAUGGGCUGAGUUGCCAUUCUAGGGCUCGGCAUGGAAAGAGGAGCAGACACUGCUACUCUGGUCAGGCUGGGACUUCUGCUGCGGUGUGAGUUGGGAGGAGUUGUGAGAUGGGAACCAGGCACGUGCCUCUAGGGACUGUAAGCACCCAUGGCAUUAAAUCUGGUUUCUUGAUUCAUGUCAGAGAAGCAGAUUAGCGGUGUGGAGGAGAGUGCAGCUGCCUUUGGUGACCAUGAUGCCCUUCACCUGGGCCUUUCUGGGUUGCUGGAACUGCUGGCACUCUGGGGACGGUGUCCAAAGUCCAUCUGCUUUGGCUGGCUGUCCUCCAUGGAUUAGCAUCAUGAGCAUCCUUCAAGCGUGGCAUAGCUGCCCACUCCCUUCCUGUCUGUGUCUUCUUCAUUUACUUCUGCUCUGGUCAUCAGCAUUCAAAAUGCUGUGAAGCCCCUGGCUGUGGCAGAAUGGUGCUGAGGUCUCCUAGUUCGUAUCUGGAGGGAAGUGCUGGAGGAGGUUAAUCUGAAAAAAACAGCUGUGUGCACCUGGAGUGGAUUAGCUGAACUCUGCACAUUCCCAAACAGACAGGUCCUUCUGGUGCGGGCGUGGAAGUGGAUUAGGCAAAAAAUCUACUUAAGGCUGCAUUAAUUCUAAAUAAGUGUAGGAGGAUUAACGCCUGUACACUAAAAAAAUUAAUUGGAGUGAAUUUUUCUGCAUGUCCCCAAGUAAAGAAGGCUUGGCCGCUUCCCCAACCACGGCCUGGGCGGUGGCUUUCCCUUCUCUGCUCUCCCAUCCCUGCAUGUUGCCCAGGAGCUGACAGCGUGGCGGGGUGACCCUGCACCUGUCUCCGUGAUUGUCCUUAGGGGCCUCAUUAGGGAACUGAACCCUUGUGUGAAGGUGGGGACAGAGGGCAGGAAAAUCAUGGUUGCCAUCAGUGCAAUUAUCAAUGCUAAUUAGCACUGAGCAGGAUGGAUGGCAGGAGGUGCAGACCAUGCUGAGUGUUGUCCAAGGAGCAAGGUGAGGCUUACGUUGGAAACACAGGCUGGAGCUUCGAGGGGGCUUGCACAGGGAGGUGACUGAAACAGGUGCACGUCAGGCACACCAGUGACCAUCAGUGAUGCUGGGGCUGGAGCACCUCCUGUACGGGGACAGAGUGUUGGGGUUGUUCAGCCUGGAGAAGAGAAGGCUGUGGGGAGACCUUAGAGCAGCUUCCAGUGCUGAAAGGGGCUCCAGGAAAGCUGCGGAGGGGAUCUUGAUCAGGGAGGGCAGGGAUGGGAUGAGUGGAACAGUUUUCAGCUGGAAGAGGGGAGAUUGAGAUGAGGUCUUGGGCAGAAAUGUUUUGCUGUGAGGGUGGGGAGGCCCUGGCCCAGGGUGCCCAGAGCAGUGGUGGCUGCCCCAUCCCUGGAGGGGUUCCAGGCCAGGUUGGAUGGGGCUUGGAGCCCCUGAUCCAGUGGGAGGUGUCCCUGCCCACGGCAGGGGGUGGGACUGGGUGGGCUUUAAGGUCCCUUCUGACCCAAAACAUUCCAUGACUCUGUGGUCACUUCCGUUUUUUAUUACCCCCUGACUUUGGCUGAGCUCUUUUCCCAUUCCCCAGCACAGUGUUUCGGGGAGGUGUCCCAGCCAGUGGUUUGGGACUUGGGCUCCCAUCUUCUGACUGGGGUUGGUGCCCAGGCAGCAGCUCCAUGUCUUGACCCCAAGUGGGGAUGGGGCGCUGCGAGGCCCCUGCUCUGAUGUCCCAGGGAAGCCGCGCAAGGUGCGACUCGCCUCGUGUCAGGGGUUGGGUGAGGGCAGGUGCCUGGGGAGGGCUGGCGGGAGCAGCUUGGGAUAAGGUGAUGGCUUCUGAGGCAGCUACUCGCGUGCCUCCAUCCCUUUCCUGCUCCCACCCACUGCUCACCUUUCCACGGCAGCGCUUGGGCCCAGCGGCCGGGUUUGUGGUGCCGUCCACCUGGUGAUUGAUCGGGGCGUUUACCGCCCCAUUCCCAUGAGAAGCGGGGAGCACUCCAGGCUGGCUCGCUGCCCACAUCCCAUCCGUGCCGUUCACUCCCCUGCAGCCACGCCAAUGCUGAUGACACCUUCCCUUACGCGAUGCUUUCUCAUCUCACUGAUGUGGCCUUUUUAUUGCCAUCUGUGUCACACCAACUCUUACAGGCUGAGAUCAAAGCCCUCUGUGCUGCUUGGCAUGGGCUCCACGCUGGAUCAGUGGGAGGAGGAGGUGCGGUGGGGGGGCGAGUGCCCACCUGGGGAUGCUCAGCCGCACUGUCCCUCACUGUCCUUCUUCUGCAGCUGCUCUUGACCUGCCCCUUGGGCCCUUUGGGAUCCAUCCUUUAGGAUCGGCUCAAAUCAUCCAUAGCUGUGUAGAUGUGGCACUUGGGGACAUGGUUUAAAAGGCAUGGGGUGGCUGGACUCAGUGAUCUUAGAGGUCUUUUCCAGCCUUAAUGGUUCAGUGAUCCUGUGGUGAAGGGAAGGGCUGCAGCUGCCUUGGGAGAGCCGAGCCGGCAGCCGCCACCAAAAACCCCCAAACCCUUCUUCAGCUCAGCUGCAACAGGCAGGUUGGGCAGCUGGGGCUGAAUGAGCUGGGAAAGGCCACAGGGCGAAGGCGGUGGCAGAUCCGGGAGCAGUGCCCGGGGCCGGAGCCGUCGCUUGGCUGCAGCUUGAAUGUAGCCAAACCUGCAGACGAUAUAAACGGCUGUCGCCCCACUGACGUGGGUGCAGCCACCCAGAUUUACACCGGUUCCUGGGGACCCACCCGGCUCAGCAGUGUGUUCAGCCUCGUCGGCUGCCUUUUGUAAAACAUAAUUUUUACUCCUGUUGUUGCUUUUUUUCCUGCUGCUCUGCUCCCAUUGGUGUUAAUGGGAGCCAUGAGACCGAAUCUUCGAGCGCGGCACUGAAAAUGGACCCCGGUGCAUAAGAAAUGCACAGCGAUGUCUUUUCCCCCAGGCAAAGCUCCUUUUAUUUUUGGAGAUAAUCUCAAUUUCUCUUACUCUUUCUCACAGGCUCAUUUUCCUGCCAAACUCUAAAUUAGAACCUUGCAAUCAUUAAGGUUGGAAAAGACCUCCAAGAUCAUCAGGUCCAACCAUCAGCCCAACAGCACCACGUAGAAUCAUAGAAUCAAAUUACUAAACAAAAGUUUCAUUACUCCCUGGGUCUGCUAAAAAACCCUGAUUUUCAUUCAGGAGGAUGAUGGUUUUCAAUAGGAGUGAAAUGUCAGCCACAGUUGGAGUUGGUGUUUGAAAGCCUCGGUGUGUGCGGAGAGGCACAGGGACGCCUGGCAGUAAUUACGUCAGCGAGCUCUGGUUAUCGGUGGCCCAGCAAAGGGACACAGCGGUCAAUUGCUUUGUUAUUUAAUGGGGUGCCUUUAUGCUUCCAAGGUGCAAUUGUAUAUUAAAAGCAUCUUUGCCUCUCUGAAGCCACAAAAUAAUGGGACUCUGCUGCUGCCUGGCACUUGUGGGUUGCAGGGCGAGAAGGAGGCUCUCCUGAGGCUGCUCCUUUGGUUUGGAGACCUCCUGUUUCCCCCGUUAGUGGAGAAAAUGAGUGGGUGUUGUUCUUUGGGAAAGAGGGAUUUCUUGGUGUGUGGUGGUUUGCUCCUGCUCUUUAGACCUGGGGGUGCUCAUGUUGCAGCGUGAGGAGGAAAUACAGCACUUUUACUGCUGCGAAACACGGCAACCCGCCCGCCCCCCAAAUCCAGUCUCAGCCUCCACUCUCCGAAGCAUCUCAGCUUCACAAAGAAACGCGUCUUCCAUUCCCUUUUUUUCCCCCAAGGAAACAUCGAGAGCUUUCAGUGCAAUUGUCACUUUUCUGACAGCAUAGUAAUUAAUUGCUGCUUUUUACAGGGUUUUUUUGAGAGGCUGUCUCUGCUAUGAGAUGUCUUUGGGUUUUGUGGGGUGCAGCCCCACAGCUGAGGGGCUCAGCAUCACGGGGGCCUCAGCUGUGAAGGAGCCUGCUUUUUGGGGGAGGUGCUGCCUCUCCGAGCACAGGACUUGCUUAUUCUCACCUUCUGUUCCUUUCCGUCCCUCUUGCC
This is a messenger RNA of Cuculus canorus (common cuckoo), 12715 nucleotides long. RefSeq names its product EPH receptor B1 (gene EPHB1). The record is from RefSeq and is a predicted model, not a curated record. Gene Ontology annotation, molecular function: transmembrane-ephrin receptor activity; ATP binding; protein binding. The transcript is spliced from 16 exons. Bases 199 to 3210 code for a protein of 1003 amino acids. Gene Ontology annotation, cellular component: neuron projection; plasma membrane. Gene Ontology annotation, biological process: protein phosphorylation; cell surface receptor protein tyrosine kinase signaling pathway; axon guidance. Lineage: Eukaryota; Metazoa; Chordata; Aves; Cuculiformes; Cuculidae.